Megalopta genalis is the source of this 2926-nucleotide messenger RNA. It is a transcript of the gene Gp93, whose product is annotated as heat shock protein 90 Gp93. Gene Ontology annotation, molecular function: ATP-dependent protein folding chaperone; ATP binding; ATP hydrolysis activity. Gene Ontology annotation, biological process: protein folding. Lineage: Eukaryota; Metazoa; Arthropoda; Insecta; Hymenoptera; Halictidae. The record is from RefSeq and is a predicted model, not a curated record.
GCUAGAUUAUGUGACAGUCGGUCGUAGUCGGUGUUGAAACAACGGAGCGUGGCGUUUGUGUAUUAACUCUUGUAUUUUCUCUAUUUUUCCUGCGAUUAUUCGUGAACAUUUGGCGACAUCAAUGAUGAAAGCAUUAAUAUUGAUAUCUAUUCUGUUCCUUCUGGCAGGAUUUGCCAGAGCCGAAGAUCAAGUCGACGAAGAUAUUGGAACCGUUGAGAAUGAUUUGGGUGCCAGCCGGGAAGGAUCUCGAACAGACGAUCAAGUGGUUCAAAGAGAAGAGGAAGCUAUAAAGUUAGAUGGAUUAAAUGUAGCACAAAUGAAAGAACUCAGGGAGAAGGCUGAAAAAUUUGUGUUUCAAACCGAGGUUAAUCGUAUAAUGAAACUUAUUAUUAAUUCGCUAUACCGCAACAAAGACAUUUUCCUUAGGGAAUUGAUAUCCAAUGCUUCGGAUGCUUUGGAUAAGAUCAGAUUAUUAUCGUUAACAGACAAGAAUGUCUUGGAUAGUAAUCCGGAGUUGGCAAUCAGGAUAAAAUCGGACAAAGAGAACAAGAUAUUGAGUAUAACUGACUCCGGUAUUGGUAUGUCUAAAAAUGAAUUAAUUAAUAAUCUUGGAACAAUUGCAAAAUCUGGUACGGCUGAGUUCUUGGGCAAAAUGCAAGAGACUUCCAACACUCAGGAUCUAAACGAUAUGAUUGGCCAGUUUGGAGUAGGUUUUUAUUCUGCUUUCCUAGUUUCAAAUACUGUAAUUGUUACAUCCAAGCACAACGAUGAAAAACAGUACAUUUGGGAGUCCGAUAGUUCUAGCUACAGUAUUGUAGAGGAUCCAAGAGGAGAUACUUUGAAGAGAGGAACAACAGUAAGCCUUCAUCUGAAAGAUGAAGCAUUGGAUUUCCUGGAAGAAGAUACAAUUAGAAAUUUAGUAAAGAAAUACUCGCAAUUCAUCAACUUUCCCAUAUAUUUGUGGAGUAGCAAAAUUAUUCAAGUCGACGAAGAAGAUGAUGAGGAUGAAGAGAAACCUGUAGAGGAAGAUGAAAGGAAGACGGAAGAAUCUAUCAAAGAUAAGGUAUUGGACGAGGAAGGUGACGCAAAGGUGGAGGAUGCUGAGGAUGAAAAAAAGACAAAGAGAGUUGAUAAAACCGUUUGGAAUUGGGAAUUGCUCAACGAUUCGAAGCCUAUAUGGACCUUGAAACCAUCGGAAGUCUUAGAAAAAGAUUACAAUGAUUUUUACAAAGCGUUAACGAAAGACACUCAAGAACCUUUGGCAAAAAUUCAUUUUGUAGCGGAAGGUGAAGUCACUUUCAAAUCGCUUCUGUUUAUACCGAAGGUGCAACCAGGCGACAGCUUUAAUCGUUAUGCUACUAAGUCGGAUAAUAUUAAAUUAUACGUUAGGAGGGUCUUUAUCACCGAUAAAUUCACCGACAUGAUGCCCAACUAUUUGUCCUUCAUUUGCGGUAUUGUUGACAGUGACGACCUACCACUUAACGUAUCUCGUGAAAACCUGCAGCAACACAAACUUAUUAAGGUAAUCAAGAAAAAACUGAUCAGAAAGGUCUUAGAUAUGAUAAAGAAGAUUCCCAAGGAAGAAUACGACAAGUUCUGGAAAGAGUACAGCACAAAUAUUAAACUAGGUGUAAUUGAAGACGCUCAGAACAGGGCCAGACUGUCGAAACUGUUGCUCUUCCACUCCUCUACUCAGAAGGGCACUACAUCUCUAGCAGAUUAUGUCUCGCGGAUGAAGUCCAGUCAGCAAUACAUCUAUUAUAUUGCAGGCUCCUCUGAGGAAGAAGUGAAGAAGUCUCCUUUUGUUGAAAGACUGGAUAAGAAAGGAUACGAGGUACUCUAUUUGACUGAAGCUGUCGACGAAUACGCUAUUUCAGGUCUUCCUGAAUUCGAUGGCAAGAAGUUCCAGAACGUGGCCAAAGAAGGUUUCUCUCUCGAAGAGGGUGACGAGGCCAAGGAGAGGAUGGAACAUCUCAAGACAACGUUUGAGCCGUUAAUCAAAUGGUUGAACGAUAUUUUGAAGGAUUAUGUCAGCAAAGCUCAAGUGUCCGAACGUUUAACGGAUUCUCCCUGUGCUUUGAUCGCCAGUAUGUUUGGGUGGACUGGAAACAUGGAGAGACUCGCAAUUUCAAACGCUCAUCAGAAAAGCGACGAUCCACAGAAAACUUAUUACUUGAAUCAGAAAAAGACGUUGGAAAUUAAUCCAAGGCAUCCACUGAUCAGAGAACUGCUACGACGCGUAAAACUGGACACUGCUGAUGAAACAGCGAAAGACAUCGCUCUAAUGAUGUUCAGGACAGCUACCCUUCGAUCUGGGUACAUGCUUAGGGAAACUGCGAGCUUUGCCGAUAGCGUGGAACAGCUGAUGAGGAAAACUUUGGACAUUCCUCUGGAUGAACAACCGGAAGAAGAGGAAAGUCUAGAAGAGAAAGAUGAGAACAAACACGAGGAACUAUAACCUAUGGAAACUGUAUCGCAUAAAUCUAAUUCUACAGUAGCUGUAUAACCGUACAAUGUAUGGUUACACAGUGUUCGAUUGCAUUGUGCAAAAUGUUUACUACCGUGCUUUCAAUCGAGAAAAAAAAACUACUGUCAUUGUACAGAAAGAGAAGGAAGUGUUCUUCGAUCCUUCUUUGCAGCAUUUAAAUUACUUUGUAAUGUUAUUGUUGCGAAAACACAAAGUCGACGAUAAAAUAUUCCGCCGAAUAUUAAGUUCAGUCAUCGUAAUACAUUGUAGACUUUAUCAUAGGCUCUACUUUCGAUAACGAAUUAUUAUUGUAAUUUAUUUCAUCCAGUUUUUUCACUUCUUGUUUCUUAAAAUGGUGAUCUAAAAGGGUCAUUCAUUGAACAUAAUAAAACGUAGUAUGUUUGUGAUGCGAAUGAAUGUGUUUGUAUAAAAGGAUAUUAAAAGAUUACUGAAAUAUCA